UACAUAAGAUUAACUACAAAUUAUGAUAAACACAUACUUUCUCGUACUGAACACUGUUUCAAUACGUGUCAUUCCUACCCCUUGAGUCAGUUAUUGAAGUCUGGAUUGAGAUCUAAUCUCCAAAUUGCAGUGGCAAUUGAAACAAUAGAAUUCCAAUCAUCAAUGUCGUGGCAUCAAUUAAUCACAGCUUUUGUCAAUGCCCAUCUUUUUUCUGCAUGUACUCAUAUUCCUCCCAUGUAAUUUGCACUUGUGUACUUUUUGAUAAAGAGACACGAUGAUGGAUGGUGGGCUAAUAAGUGAAAAUACCAUUUGAAAUAGAUUGUCCCAUAAGGAAGACUAUGAUGUUCAGUUGAGUUUUAUUAGGCGUACCUGCCACUUUUUGCUGUGGAAUUAUCACUGAGCAGCAACAGCAACUAAAAAUCUAAAAAUGUCGCUGCCGGAAGGAGUUGAAAUUUUGACCGAUGGUUUUACGGACAGUUUAGCAUGGGAAGAAUACCUCGUAUUCGGAGCGGUUUUGAUAGCGUCUCUGGGCAUCGGAGUAUUUUACGGAUGUUUUGGCAAUAAAAACAAAACUAAUGAAGAAUUUCUUAUGGCAGGUCGUAGCAUGGGAAUUUUACCUGUGACGCUGAGUUUGGUCUGUAGUUUUGUGUCCGCUGUAACUUUGCUGGGAAAUCCCGUGGAGGUCUAUUACUACGGACAACAAUACACAAUAAUUGCACUAGCAUUUAUUCCAAUGACGGCGGCAUUGGCUUAUCUCUAUGUGCCGGUUUACUUUGAUUUACAACUUACUUCAGCCUACGAGUACAUGCAGUGGAGGUACAGCAGGGGGGUCCGAACAAUGUGCUCAAUUUUCGCCAUAAUUCACCUGAUGUUUUACAUGCCAAUUACUGUGCUUGGACCAGCGCUGGCUAUCGAUCAAGUUGCUGGAUUUGACUACCGAAUAUCGGCCGCAUCAAUUUUUAUUGUGUGCAUUGCAUAUUCAUCUUUGGGGGGGUUAAAGGCAGUUUUAUGGACUGAUGCUCUACAAGCCGUGGUGAUGAUGGGGGCUCUGUUCUCGCUUGCCAUUUGUGGUGUAAUCGAAGUGGGUGGAUUUGGUGUGGCCUGGGAACGAUCUGCAGACACGGAAAGAACGAAAUUUUUCAACAUGGAUCCCGACCCCAGGACUCGCCACACUUUUUGGACUGCGAGCAUUGGUGGCACCCUGUUGUGGUUACCACUUUUUGCUGCAACGCAGGCACAAAUCCAGCGCUACAAUUCAGUUCCAACGUUACGUCAGUCUCGACAGUGCUUGGUGUUUAACAUGGUUGGCAUGAUCCUCGUAAUUUUCUUGUGUUCUUUCUUGGGAAUGCUGGUUUAUGCUCAGUACGUGGAUUGUGAUCCGGUGAAAGCAGAGAUCGUGACGUCUGCAGAUCAACUUUUGCCACUCUUCGUGAUGGACGCACUAAGGGAUUAUCCAGUCCUGCCUGGGUUGCUGAUUGCUGGGAUCACCUGUGGAAGUCUGAGCACCGUGUCAUCCGCGUUAAAUUCCCUGACGGCUCUGCUCACUGAAGAUUUCUUGAAACAGUACCGACCAGAUUGGGACGAGAUCAAGCUUGGUUACGCCUCAAAAGCAUUUUCCACGGCCACAGGAAUUUUGGCAUUUGGAUUAGUCUUCAUUGUGAAAAUUGUAAAUGAGACAAUCCAAAUUUCACCGUUUUCCACUCUAAUCCAUGGAGCCCUUCUCGGUCCAAUUUUGGGUGCAUUUAGCUUAGGAAUGUUUCUCCCCUGGACUAACACAAUAGGUAUUUUAUUGGGGAUGGCUUGUUCCAUUGCGUUAUCCGGAUUUGUUGGGUUGGGAAACAUUUUUGCUGGAAGAGAGGAUCUCCUUCCCAACAUGCGCCUAGACCUGACCCUUCGAGGCUGCCCUUGUACCAAUGGAACCAAGGUAGAUGUCUGCACGGGCUUUUACGACCCUAGCGAGUGGUGGAAGCUGGAUUUAGCAGAUAACAGUAACUGGAAAGACAAUGAUUACUCAUUUUGGGUUAAAGUUUGGUCAACAUCCUACAUUUGGCUGCCAGGCAUCGGGGGCUUGGCCACGUUACUUUUUGGUACAAUAUUCAGCUUCAUUGUUAUUGCUGCGACAAAGUCCACGACAAAAGUGCAUGCAAAGUUAUUAAGUAAACCAUUCAUUCGCUUGUGGAACCGCAUUUUGGGAGAAGAAAGAAUGAACGAGUGGAUUGACUAUGAUGAGAAAGUGCUGUUUGGAAAGGAGAAAACGCAGAAUGCAACCGUCGACACCGAUGGCGGCGCAGAGUGGGCGAAGGAUUUGGAAAUGACCAGUAUACCAAAAGCAAAAUUUACACCAGAUUCUCCAUAUGCGCAUGGUUAAAUUAUUAUAUGUGUAUGUUUGCAUAAAUGUAGUUGACAAUAUAUUUAUAUUUUAUUAACAUUGGUUAAAGAUCUGUGUGUACAAAAAGAUUUGCAUAUUAAAAACCUGCUGUGUUGACAAA
Messenger RNA from Folsomia candida, 2489 nucleotides. RefSeq names its product sodium-coupled monocarboxylate transporter 1. Gene Ontology annotation, biological process: transmembrane transport; sodium ion transport. The transcript has 17 exons. Gene Ontology annotation, cellular component: membrane. NCBI's taxonomy places the organism in Eukaryota, Metazoa, Arthropoda, Collembola, Entomobryomorpha, Isotomidae. The coding region runs from base 428 to 2368 and encodes 646 amino acids. Gene Ontology annotation, molecular function: symporter activity. The record is from RefSeq and is a predicted model, not a curated record.